Molecule: messenger RNA, 243 nt
Organism: Anisakis simplex (herring worm)
Lineage: Eukaryota; Metazoa; Nematoda; Chromadorea; Rhabditida; Anisakidae
Source: the annotation of a GenBank genome assembly
AUUGUGCGAAAUGCACAAAUUGGUCCUGAAUGGGGAACAGAGGAGCGUGGAGGACCAUUCCCAUUCAAGCGGGACACCUUCUUCGAUCUUCAGUUCUGGAAUACACGUAGUUAUAUCGAGGUACUUUACGAUGGAGAACUUAUUUGCAAAUUCAAGCAUCGAACGCACAAUUCAGUGUACGAUUAUGGGAUACUCACUAUUGCUGGCGCUCUCCAGCUAGACGCAGUCGAAUUUGACAGUUGA